AUGGCGAGCCAGGAUGUCGUUGUGGCCGGAGGGGAGAGAGAAGGAGCUGAGAUCGUGUACGGUGCGGAGGAGUGUUACAAGCAAUCGGUGGAGCUUCUAGAGGAGCUAGGGUUUCCAAAAGGAGUGAUGCCUUUGAAGGAUCUCGUGGAGUGUGGAAGGGUUAGAGCCACGGGUUUCGUGUGGAUGAAGCAAAACACUCCUUACGAACAUUUCUUCGAAGCCACCAACACUCGCGUCUCCUACGGUCUCGAGGUCACCGCCUAUGUCGAGAAGUGUUGUAUGAAGAAGAUGACAGGAGUGAAGAGUAAGCAGAUGUUUUUGUGGGUACCGAUUUCGGAGAUGAGCAUGGAGGAACCAAAAAGCAAGAAGAUUUACUUCAAGACUCCUAUGGGACUUGGAAAGGCUUUUCCGGUUACCGCAUUCAUGGACGAGGAAGAGAAACGCAACUAUUACUUGGAGAAUCCCAAAAAUUAA
This is a messenger RNA of Microthlaspi erraticum, 474 nucleotides long. NCBI's taxonomy places the organism in Eukaryota, Viridiplantae, Streptophyta, Magnoliopsida, Brassicales, Brassicaceae. The record is from the annotation of a GenBank genome assembly.